Molecule: messenger RNA, 3162 nt
Organism: Coregonus clupeaformis (lake whitefish)
Lineage: Eukaryota; Metazoa; Chordata; Actinopteri; Salmoniformes; Salmonidae
Product: transcription initiation factor TFIID subunit 11-like
Exons: 5
Coding region: 319-918 (199 amino acids)
Biological process (GO): RNA polymerase II preinitiation complex assembly; transcription initiation at RNA polymerase II promoter
Cellular component (GO): transcription factor TFIID complex; nucleus
Molecular function (GO): transcription coactivator activity; protein heterodimerization activity
Source: RefSeq, a predicted model, not a curated record
GGGAAAAGGACGUGGAUUUCAGCAGCAGCUUCCGGCCGCGAAUGUUCUCACAUUUUUAUUUUGGUGUUGCUUCAAAACAUUUCACUUUCGCACUUUAGCUAGUAUUUUGCCAAAGCAGCUAACGAUCAUCUAACGACAUACUAGCCUCGUAGAAUUCUGUGUAAGUGAGCGUAGCUAGCUGUGAAGUUAUUUUGUUGUUGUUUCUCGAGUCAACUAUUGCUGCUUUGACUGUUGCAGAAUUAUAAAUUCGAUUGGUGUGGUAAGAUUUCAAAUGAGCUAUGGCAGACCCGGCUCGGAUGGUAAGAUUUCAAAUGAGCUAUGGCAGACCCGGCUCGGAUAAAGACUGAAUCCAACUCUGAGCAAUCAUUGGCUGCUGGAGAAAGCCCUAAAACCGAAGACACUGAAGAAGUGCCCGUGACCUCUGCAGACACUGAAUCAAAAGAUACAUCCUCACAAUCAAUCAUACACGAAAACAAACAGGACUCUGUGGCUGAGGAUGAGGGAACCGCAUGUCAUCCUGCUUCCAAAAAGCUGAAAGUGGAGCCUGAGAAGAAAAAGGACAGGCGCCAAAAGGUUGACGAGGAUGAGAUACAGAAGAUGCAGGUUUUAGUCUCCUCCUUUUCCGAGGAGCAGCUUAACCGCUAUGAGAUGUACAGACGCUCGGCCUUCCCCAAAGCUGCUAUCAAGAGGCUGAUACAGUCCAUCACAGGAUCCUCAGUCUCUCAAAAUGUGGUUAUCGCCAUGUCCGGUAUUUCCAAGGUCUUUGCUGGAGAAAUAGUGGAAGAAGCUCUGGACGUGUGUGAGAAGUGGGGGGACAUGCCUCCCCUGCAGCCCAAGCACAUGAGGGAGGCUGUCAGGAGGCUGAAGAGCAGAGAGCAGAUCCCCAAUAUAAAGCACAAUAACAUUCUCUUCCACUGAGCCACACAUGCCUUGCUGAUUAUAGACGGACAGAGCCAAGCUGGGAUGUAUUCCACCUUUCAGAUAGUGGCAACUUACACACCACUUUAUCAUGUUCAUUCUCUCUAUUCUAAUGUCCACUGGCAUUGAGAAUGUUUGGCCAUGAAGGCAAAUGCAGUAUACUGCUGUCAGGAAUAGUCCAACUCCAAAGUCAACCACUGUGUUAGUUGAGGGUAUUUCUUGGAUAUACUUGUCAAUAAUAGAACAGCAUCAAGGUUUGAUGAAAAUAUUAGAUCUACUUAGUGUUUGUAUAUUUGACGCUUUAUUAUUUGAGCUGUUGCUGAAGCAUAAAGUUGAAAUUAUGUAUCCAAAACUGGUCCAUUCUAGUGCCUCAUGGGAAAAAGUUGUUUUUUGUUUCAGUUAAAGCAUUUUAAUACAGAACUCAGGUUGAUAACUAUGGGCCACAUUUCAAUAAAUAAAAUGACAUUUGUUAAUUAUGUAUUAUCUUCUCGUUAGAUGACAGGUGAAGUUUCGUAAAUUGAGCUUGUGUGUGCAUGUUGUAGACACUAACCUCAAACCUGCUCUCUGGCCAAUAAAUCAGUUCAGUCACCAACCUACACUAGGAGAAUAGAGGGCACACAAAUAAAGGUUGGUUUGAUAUUUUAUCACUUUGAAAAAUUCUCACAUACUCAUUUGGUUCACAGAACCAAGUUUACAUGGGUCUUAUUGCAUGAUGCAAUGACAAACCAUCUUAGGUGAGGAAUUCUAAGCAAGUGUUACACAAACAUUACAUAAAAAAGUGGCUCAACAAAUUUUGUUAUCAGGUAAUUAUCUUCUCAGGGAUGAUUCUCUCACUGUCACACUAAGCAAGUGCAAUUUCCAGUGAAUGUACCAAACUUAAAAGUGCAAAUAAUCCACAUAUAACAAAAUAACAAUCAGUUCAGUUAUAACAUGCACACACUCACUCCUUCCACGACAAUGAGAAUACAGUAUUUUUGCAAAGUCAUUCUGAUAACUAAAGGGUCGGAGUAUCCCAGUCCCACCCCUUAUUAAUGCAUGGCACUAUUUGGCUGGAUCGAGGCUGUGUUGUCAUGGUAACCCAGGCAAAUUGAAAGGGGAGCAGAAGUGUAACUUGACAGGCUGUCCCCUGUGAAGAGGGAGCUAACUGGGGGCUGAGUGGUCACCCUGCUGCGGACAGGGAGGGCUAACAUGGUUGUUCUAAGGAGGGGGUGGAUUUUAGACGAGCUUAGUCACAUUCAGUCAGAUAACUGCAGUUUUCUAACUAGGGACAUAAUUUUCCUUCCACAUCACUUACAAUAACCAGGUUUAGACGGGUUGGCUGACAACGUCAAGAAAAUUAUGUGCGCGCAUCGAUGCGGCAGGAAGGCGUGCAUUAUGAUUCUGAAAGGUCAGAUAGCUAGCAGCAAUGACAAGAAGCUGCCAUGUGGGGAAUCAAAGGUGGCUCGUUUCAGCUCGUAUCACAGAUUAUCCAUUAUAUCGACUAGAUACUCUAGUGGCCGCUCAAACAAUGAAAAGAAACGUCUACAAAAAUGGAAGGCUGUCGGGAGGCGGUGGGACCAUUCUUACCACAGCCACAAAGUCAAAAUUGGCUACGUAAAAAUGUAUGAAAACAAAAAUGUGCUUUUUGGUCUUAUUUUAAGGUUAGGCAUACGGUCAGGAGUGUGGUUGAGGUUACGUUUAAAAUCACAUUUUAAGAAGAUACAUUUUAGAAAUAGGCGGUGUUUGACUUUGUGGCUGUGGUAGCUAGUGACGACCAGGCACAACUACAGUAUAUAAAGUGGUUUUUCUCAAAGUUACCAGGUUGUCACGUGUCCUACUCAGAUCAGUACACUUUUAACAACCUAAUCUGGAGAAGACAGGUUUUGGGCCAAGUUAUCCCUCUCGCUUCGCCUCUUCCUCUCUGGUUGUAUCUUGUUAUUGAUCUUGUUUGGAGGGUUUUGACCAAUGUCAUGUCUAUGCUAAUAUAGCAAAAAUUCGCUAGCUAACCAAUAACUGUAACAAUGUAUUUGAGAGACAAGUGCUCAUUUUGCAAAUGUAUUUACGUUUAAAAAUAAAUACAUUUUGAGACAAAAUAAAGUGUACAUUUGGUCAAGUGUCUAAGCCAACCCUGUCUGUUUUGCCCCAUAGUAGCGCACGCGUCGCUUGUUGUUCUGGGUGGGUCGAGCCCUGAAUGCCGAUUGGCUGAAAUCUGUGGUAUAUCAGACCGUAUGUCACUGGUAUGACAAAACAUUUAUUUGUACUGUU